Glarea lozoyensis ATCC 20868 is the source of this 1602-nucleotide messenger RNA. RefSeq lists its product as uncharacterized. NCBI's taxonomy places the organism in Eukaryota, Fungi, Ascomycota, Leotiomycetes, Helotiales, Helotiaceae. The coding region runs from base 1 to 1602 and encodes 533 amino acids. Gene Ontology annotation, cellular component: membrane. The record is from RefSeq and is a predicted model, not a curated record. Gene Ontology annotation, molecular function: signaling receptor activity. The transcript has 2 exons.
AUGACGAGCGACGAGGGACUAUUGGACUGGGCACGAAUACCAGGAAAAGCCGUAUUUUCGUUAACAGACCUUGUGCCCUUUGCUCGUCUCGCUCGUUAUUCCAUUUGUUAUCGCCAAUUGUCUGCAUUGAACGUCUUGGAGCUUACUCUCCUUCUCGAUUGGUGUUCUUUGAGCAAGAAAGAAAUUCCGUGGGUGGACCCUGGAUUCCCAUUUGCGGGUUCAACAACUCCCCAACGAGAUUCGCCGCCGUGCGCCAAUAAUACCCCAGUCAGCAGCAGCUUUGAUCUCUUCCUGUUGGAACUAGAACGAAGAUUGGACUUUUUGGAAAGCUACGGCGAUUUGACCUUCGAUUCAAGCAUUUCUCGCGCUUAUGCGACGUUACAAGCUGUGCGGGCGAAAUGCUCGCAGGUGUCGGACGAGGUGAUCGGGGCUGGGAAGCAGAGGGCGAAGAUUAUGAUUGAGACCGUAGAAUCGAGGUAUCAGGAUGUGAUGGUCGCAAAGGAAACGCUGAAUGAGAAGGUGCAUAGUGGGAUUGCGUUGCUGGAUAGUAUCCUGGAGGAGUUCGAAACGAAGGCGUAUAAGAUCAAAGAGCAGGGGUUUGCGAGCACGGCUGGGAGUUUGAUGGAUGAGGGGAGGAGGGUGGUGGAUGGGGGUAUUGGAAGGGCGAAGGAGGUUAUUGAUGAGGGUGUUGAGAGGGCUAGGAAAGCUGCUGAGUCUCUGGAGGAACAUAUUGAAGCUGCGAUUACUCGCGCCAGAGAAACGGGACUGAUUCGAUAUGAGGACCUGCCAAUGCCUUGGAGGAUCAACCCACAUAUUGUCAAGGGAUAUCGAUUUACAGAAACCAAAGUCGAUUGUGUAAGAUCGAUGUUUAACAUCUCCAACGAGUCCGUCAACAUCUGGUCACACGCGAUCGGACUCCUCAUAGUCCUAGCCAUCGCCUUCCACUUCUACCCCUCCAGCGCCAACUUCUCUCUCAGCACCAACACCGACGUGUUCAUCGCCGCCGUCUUCUUCUUCGCCGCCUGCAAAUGUCUCGUCUGCAGCACCCUCUGGCACACCAUGAACAGCAUCACCGACCGCUGUCUCAUGGAACGCUUCGCCUGUGUAGACUACACCGGAAUCUCCCUCCUCAUCGCCGCCUCCAUCAUGACCACUGAAUACACCGCCUUCUACUGCGAACCCGUCAGCCGCUGGAUCUACAUGACCGCCACCGCUACCCUCGGCGUCGGCGGCGUCAUCCUGCCCUGGCAUCCCACCUUCAACCGCGCAGACAUGGCGUGGGCGCGCGUUGCCUUCUACGUUACGCUCGGAGCGACGGGCUUCGCGCCUGUUGCCCAACUUAACCUCACAAGAGGCGUAGACGCAACCCUUGAAUUCUAUGCACCUAUCUCGAAAUCCAUCCUCGUCUACCUCCUCGGCGCCUUCGUCUACGCCUCCAAGGUCCCGGAACGAUGGUGUCCCGGCGCGUUUGACUAUUUCGGGGGGUCCCAUAAUUUGUGGCAUAUUGCUGUCCUAGGCGGGAUUCUCUUUCACUACGUGGCGAUGCAGGAGUUCUUCGCGGGGGCUUUUAGGAGGGCGGAGAAUGGGUGUGCGUUGUUUUGA